Messenger RNA from Pteronotus mesoamericanus, 1863 nucleotides. It is a transcript of the gene SMOC2, whose product is annotated as SPARC related modular calcium binding 2. The transcript has 14 exons. Gene Ontology annotation, molecular function: calcium ion binding; heparin binding; protein binding. The record is from RefSeq and is a predicted model, not a curated record. NCBI's taxonomy places the organism in Eukaryota, Metazoa, Chordata, Mammalia, Chiroptera, Mormoopidae. Gene Ontology annotation, biological process: extracellular matrix organization. Gene Ontology annotation, cellular component: basement membrane. The coding region runs from base 145 to 1863 and encodes 572 amino acids.
CGCGGAGGAGCGCUCGGUGCCGCGAGGGCAGCGGGUCGAGCCUGGCUGCCCGGAGCGCUGGGGAGAAGACCUCGAGCAGCCCCUGCGCCCGGCUCCGGCCGCUCUGCGAGUCGCCGCGCUCCGGCCGCGCGCCCCGCGCUCGCCAUGCUGCUGCCCCGGCUCUGCUGGCUGCCGCUGCUCGCGGGGCUGCUCCCGCCGGCGCCCGCGCAGAAACUCUCCGCGCUCACGUUUCUGAGAGUUGAUCAAGACAAAGACAAAGACUGCAGCCUGGACUGCGGGAGCUCCCCGCAGAGACCCCUCUGCGCGUCCGACGGGAGGACCUUCCUGUCCCGCUGUGAGUUCCAGCGUGCCAAGUGCAAGGACCCCCAGCUAGAAAUCGCGUACCGAGGAAACUGCCGAGACGUGUCCCGGUGCGUGGCCGAGAGGAAGUACACGCUGGAGCAGGCGCGGAAGGAGCUCCAGCAGGUGUUCAUCCCGGAGUGCAACGACGACGGCACCUACAGUCAGGUCCAGUGUCACAGCUACACCGGAUACUGCUGGUGCGUCACGCCCAACGGGAGGCCCAUCAGCGGCACGGCCGUGGCCCACAAGACGCCCCGGUGCCCUGGUUCCGUCACUGAAAAGCUGCCCCCGCGGGAAGGCACAGGCAGAACAGAUGAUGCCUCGGCCCCUGCGCUGGACACUCAGCCCCAAGGAGAUGAGGAAGAUAUCGCCUCACGCUACCCCACGCUUUGGACCGAGCAAGUGAAAAGCCGGCAGAACAAAACCAACAAGAACGCAGCGUCCUCGUGCGACCAGGAGCAGCAGUCGGCCCUGGAGGAGGCCAGGCAGCCCAAGAACGACGACGUGGUGGUCCCCGAGUGCGCGCACGGCGGCCUCUACAAGCCGGUGCAGUGCCACCCGUCCACGGGCUACUGCUGGUGUGUGCUGGUGGACACCGGGCGCCCCAUCCCCGGCACCUCCACCAGGUACGAGCAGCCGAAAUGCAACCACACCGCCAGGGCGCACCCAGCCAAGGCGCGGGAUCUCUACAGGGGCCGCCAGCUGCAGGGAUGUCCUGGCGCCAAAAAGAAUGAGUUUCUCACGAGCGUCCUGGACGCGCUGUCCACCGACAUGGUCCACGCCGUCUCCGACCCCGCCUCCUCUGGCAGGCUCUCCGAGCCCGACCCCAGCCACACGCUGGAGGAGAGGGUGGUCCACUGGUAUUUUAAGCUCCUCGACAAAAAUUCCAGUGGGGACAUCGGCAAGAAGGAGAUCAAGCCCUUCAAGAGGUUCCUGCGGAAGAAAUCCAAACCCAAGAAGUGCGUGAAGAGGUUCGUGGAAUACUGCGACGCGGACGACAACAAGGCCCUCUCCCUGCGCGAGCUGAUGGGCUGCUUGGGGGUCACGCGCGAGGAGGCCAAGGCCGGCAGCGGGAAGCGGCACAGCACCACCGCUGAACCCUUGGUUCUGUCUCUGCCGUGGAACCCGGACUCAUCCCUGAUCUCCGAGGGGCUUUUAAUGAAGAGUGUGAACCGCUGUUGGCUCUACACAGACCCUUGUGAGGAGGAGGAGGUCUCGUGGCUGCCCUUGUAUCGAUCAAAGCAGGUCGGAAGCGCCCGGCCUGGCCCGUUCCGGUGCUGCGAGACAGCCUGGCACCUGCUGGCCAAGUGCGGGGGAGCCGAGAAGAGGAGGUGGCAGUGCACUUUGAAAACCGCUUUCCGCAGCCGCACUAAGUGGCUGGCCCUGACAGGCCUCCGAACGUGUCCCCACGUGCCCCCCGACCUGCUGCGCAGCCGGGGCGCCCGCCGCGCCUUCUCCGGGGCUGUAGCUGCACUGUCGCAGUGGAGCAGUGGCGAACCAGCGGAAGGCUUGCACGUGUAA